AUGAGAAAUGUCCGCCGCGGAACGUUCUGUGACGUUUGGGCCAAUAUUCCCGGUCAAGGAGAGACUGUUUUCAAAAUUCUCUCUGAAGACCCGCAAAAUUAUCCAGACGCUCCUGCAGAAGGUAUAAGAAUUGUGCUGGAGAAGUUCACUGGCCAGAAAAUUGCCCGUGGCGAAAAACUGGACGGAAGUCUCAUAGAGUAUGUCCGCAUGGGCACCACUGUGGCCACCAACGCGCUGCUGGAACGCAAAGGCGAGAAGUUCGUCUACCUCACCACAGAGGGGUUCCGGGACGUGCUUGAGAUCGGCACUCAGGCCAGACCGGAACUGUUCAACCUCAAGAUCAAAAAGCCAGACAUCCUAUACGACACUGUGAUUGAGGCCGAGGAGCGGAUCACCGUCGAGACGUCGUCUGACGAUCCGAACGAGUUUGUCAUUGACGAGGCAGACCCGCAGGUAAAACUGACGCCGUCGGGCACUUACGUGCGUGUGCUAAAGCCGUUGAAUGUGCCGGACCUGGAGGCCAAGCUGGUGCGUGCUUAUGAGCAGGGAUACCGCACCAUUGCUAUCUGUUUUGCGCAUUCGUACCUGUACGACGAGCACGAGCUGAUUGCAGCCGAAAUAGCGCGCCAAAUCGGGUUCCACUUUGUGAGCAUAUCGUCUGAGGUUUCGCGGACGGUCAACUAUCUCCAGCGCGGCAAUUCGACCUGUAUUGAUGCGUACUUGACCCCCCAUGUCCAGAAUUAUAUCCGCAAAUUCGUGAGUGCUUUUAGCACGGUGCCGAAGGUGGAGUUUAUGCAGAGUGACGGCGGCCUGACGGACGCAAAGCUAUUCAGAGGAAUCAACGCCAUUUUGUCGGGGCCAGCGGGCGGAGUGGUCGGUGUUGCCGAAACCUGCUACCAAAACACGCCCUUGGUCGGCUUCGACAUGGGAGGAACGUCGACCGACGUGUCGCGGAUCGACGGGGCGUCGUUUGACGUUUCGUUUGAUAACAACACUGCCGGCCUCGAAAUCUCUGUUGGCCAGCUGCAGAUCCACACAGUGGCUGCAGGCGGAGGCUCGAUUUUAAAAUGGGAAAACGGCCUAUUCCACGUUGGUCCCGAGAGUGCCGGCUCCGACCCGGGCGCCGCGUGCUACCGCAAAGGCGGUCCUCUCACCGUCACGGAUGCGAACCUGUUCUUGGGAAGACUCGUGAUCUCGCAGUUCCCGCACAUCUUCGGUCCGUCUGGAGACCAGCCGCUGGAUUUGGAAGUCACGACGCGCAAAUUCGAGGAACUAACAGAGCAGAUUGCGAGGGACACGGGCAAGAGCCUCACGCCGCACGAGGUGGCGCUGGGAUUCCUGCAAAUUGCCAAUGUCAAGAUGGCCAACUCGAUCAGAGAAAUCACCGAGUCUCGCGGCUUUGUGGCCAAGAACCACAACCUCGUUUCCUUUGGCGGAGCCGGCUCGCAGAACUGCUCGGCGGUGGCACGCAACCUGGGGAUCUCAAGAGUGCUCAUCCACAAGUACUCGUCGAUAUUGUCUGCGUACGGAAUAGCACGUGCCCGCGUGUCACGUGAGCUCAAGUCGCCGUUUGUGAGGCAGUAUGUUCCUGGACUGAAGCGAGAUGCUGAGGCGUUGGUGGCGGAGAUGAAGCAGCGGAUUGUGGCGGAGCUGGCCGAGAGCCAGGGGGUGGCGAAGGACCAGAUCGAGUUCAGGGUCGCCUUCGGCAUGAAGUACAAGUCGUCCAACACUAUUUUCGAGGUCGAUUACGACAGCGACGACAUUCGCGAGAGGUUCCUCGAGACUCACAGAAGGGAGUUCGGCUUUGUGCUUCCAGACAGCUCGCCGAUCUUCACCUCCACCGUUUCUGUAAAGGGAACCAGCGUGGAGAAAAAACAGACUAGGGUCAACAUCGAGGAGCAGCUUGAAAAGUAUGCGAGCGUCGACAGCUGGCCAGAGUCCUUCGACAGCACGCAGACCGUGCACUUUGAGGACGGCCCGGUGGAAACCAAGGUGUUCCAGCUGCCGCAUCUGCGUGCGGGCGACAAGAUCAACGGCCCUGCGCUGCUGAUCGACUCCACGCAGACUAUUCUCGUGGAAAAGUUUUCGGUGGCCACCAUUUUGGAUUCCCACGUGGUGAUCGACAUCAAGAAGGCCCAGGACGGCGAGUUUGCCGAGAUCGGCGGCGUCGACGAGAACACGCCGCUCAGCAAGGCCGACCCGAUCCUGCUGACUGUGUUUGGCCACAGAUUCAUGGGCAUAGCAGAGACUAUGGGCCGCACGCUGCAGCGCACGUCUGUGUCGUCCUCGAUCAAGGAGCGGCUGGACUUCUCGUGUGCCAUCUUCGGCCCAGACGGCCGUUUGGUGGCCAACGCGCCUCACAUCCCGGUGCAUCUGGGCUCCAUGCAGUACGCCAUCCAGUACCAGCACGAGCUCUGGAAGGGAAAACUCAAGAAAGGCGACGUGCUUGUUUCCAACCACCCGGAGGCAGGAGGCACGCAUCUUCCGGACAUCACGGUGAUCACGCCUGUUUUCCACCAGGGCGAGAUUGUUUUCUACGUGGCUUCCAGAGGCCACCACGCAGACAUUGGCGGAGCAGGCAUCACGGCGAUGUCUCCAAAUUCGAAGGAGCUGUGGCAGGAGGGGGUCUCGAUCAAGUCGUUCAAGCUUGUCAGCGAGGGCAGAUUCGACGAGGACGGGAUAGUGGAGCUGUUCAACAAGGCCGGCGAGUUUCCCGGCUGCUCUGCCACGAGGAAAAUCAAGGACAACCUGAGCGACCUGCGUGCGCAAGUGAGUGCCAACCAGAACGGGAUUAUGCUGAUGGAGGCUCUUUUCGAGGAGUACGGCAAGGAGUUUGUGCAGUUUUAUAUGCGUGCCAUUUGCUUCAACGCAGAGCAGGCGGUGCGACAGUUCUUCCGCAAAAUCCACCGCCUGCACGGCGGCAAACCACUGGAAGCCGUCGACUAUUUCGACGACGGAACCCCCGUCAAGUGCAAAAUCACCAUCGACGGCGAAAAGGGCGAGGGACACUUCGACUUCAGCGGAACAGGCCCGGAAACGUACGGGCCUAUGAACACCCCGGCCUCCAUCACACACUCGUGCGUGAUCUACGUUCUGCGGUGCCUGAUCGACCUCAACAUCCCUCUCAACCAGGGCUGUCUGGCGCCGUGCCACAUCGACAUCCCGAAAAACACGAUUCUCAACCCGAGCGACUUUGUGGCCAUCUGCGGAUCCACCAUCUCGGGCCAGCGCAUCACCGACGUGAUCCUCAAGUGCUUCGGCGUGUGUGCGGCUUCCCAGGGCUGUGCAAACUCGUUUGGCUGGGGCCGUGGGGGCAAGGACGUGUACACGGGCAAGGUCUCGCCCGGCUUUGCUACCGGCGAGGCUCUCGGAGGCGGUGUCGGGGCCAUGGAGGGAUACCACGGGGCGUCGGCCUGCAAUGUCCAUUGCACCAACACCAAGACCACCGACAUCGAGAUCGUGGAGGCCCGGACGCCUGUCGUAGUCACCAAAUGGUGUAUCCGGCGUGGAUCAGGGGGAGCAGGCAAGUGGCGUGGUGGAGACGGAGCCACGCGCGAGAUCGAGGCGCGUGUGCCGCUGCGCGUCUCGAUUCUGUCCGAGCGCAGAAUCUACCACCCGUACGGUGUGGCUGGCGGUGAACCUGGGUCACGUGGCGAGAAUUUCUGGUUCAGGAAACAGGCCGACGGCGGGUAUGUGGUGACCAAGAUGGGCGGGAAGGAGAUCAUCCAGGUCCGGCCGGGCGACAGGGUCCAGAUCAACACUCCUGGUGGGGGCGGGUUUGGCAAGAGCCCGUAA
Messenger RNA from Ogataea angusta, 3795 nucleotides. RefSeq lists its product as uncharacterized. Gene Ontology annotation, biological process: glutathione metabolic process. Gene Ontology annotation, cellular component: cytosol. The coding region runs from base 1 to 3795 and encodes 1264 amino acids. The record is from RefSeq and is a predicted model, not a curated record. Lineage: Eukaryota; Fungi; Ascomycota; Pichiomycetes; Pichiales; Pichiaceae. Gene Ontology annotation, molecular function: 5-oxoprolinase (ATP-hydrolyzing) activity. The transcript has 2 exons.